Messenger RNA from Lates calcarifer (barramundi perch), 2942 nucleotides. It is a transcript of the gene galnt2, whose product is annotated as UDP-N-acetyl-alpha-D-galactosamine:polypeptide N-acetylgalactosaminyltransferase 2. The coding region runs from base 400 to 2106 and encodes 568 amino acids. Gene Ontology annotation, cellular component: Golgi apparatus. The transcript has 16 exons. The record is from RefSeq and is a predicted model, not a curated record. NCBI's taxonomy places the organism in Eukaryota, Metazoa, Chordata, Actinopteri, Centropomidae.
UGAUGAGCACAGAUCCUCUCUUCCCAGCUCUAAGAGCCACAUAACUGAAAUUUUACAGCAAUCAUUUCCUACAGAGAUUGUCCCCACCCCCUCCACUCGGGUUUAGCCCGGACCCCUCACGGCACGGCUCGACUGACUCGCAGCCAGCCCCGGCCCUCCUCCAGGGCUGCGUGAGCCGGUGUUUGAUUGGAUUAGAGUCGGCUAGCCUUUGCCCUCUAACCCCGCUGAUGUUGGCUGGCUGCUUCCUGCUCGCUCCGCUCCCCCUGACCGACUGACGAAGCCUGCCUGAAGCCGCGCGGCGAAGCUGCCUGCACGGACACAGCCGACCGGGACGAGCCGAGCCGAGGAAGAGCCACGAUACACGCACAGGCAGGCGGGCGAGGAAAAACCCAGGCAGCCAUGCGGAGGAAAUCGAGGAUAUUGUUAUGUUUUGCGGUGCUGUGGGUGCUGGGGAUAGCCUACUACUUCUACUCGGGGACAGCGCUGAGUCGAAAGGAUGAUUGGGGUGCCAGUGACACGUUGAGUAGGAGCAAAGCUCACAGCGCUGAGGAUAAGGUUCAUGGCCUGGAGACUCUACCACCAGGCAAAGUGCGCUGGCAGGAUUUCGACCAGGAUCUAUAUGUUGGAGCCACAGUGGUCCGACCGGGUCAGGAUCCGUAUGCAAGGAACAAAUUCAACCAGGUGGAGAGCGACAAACUGCGUAUGGACAGAGCCGUGCCGGACACGAGACACGACCAUUGCAGACACAAACAAUGGAAGUCAGACCUUCCAGCCUCCAGCGUGGUCAUCACCUUCCACAAUGAAGCUCGCUCUGCUCUGCUGCGCACUGUGGUCAGUGUCUUGAAGAAAAGUCCUCCUCACUUGGUCAGAGAGAUCAUUCUGGUUGAUGAUUACAGUGAUAACCCGGAGGACGGAGCGUUGCUGGGGAAGAUUGAGAAAGUGCGCGUGUUGAGGAACGACCGCAGAGAAGGACUGAUGCGUUCGAGGGUUCGUGGCGCAGACGCUGCCACAGCACCAGUCCUCACCUUUUUGGAUUCUCACUGUGAAUGUAACGACCACUGGCUAGAGCCGCUACUGGAGAGAGUGGCUGAGGAUAAGACCAGAGUAGUUUCUCCCAUUAUUGACGUCAUCAACAUGGACAACUUCCAGUAUGUAGGAGCGUCUGCAGAUCUGAAAGGAGGUUUUGACUGGAAUUUGGUGUUUAAAUGGGACUACAUGACUCUGGAGCAGAGACGAGCCAGACAAGGCAACCCCAUUGCACCCAUUAAGACUCCAAUGAUAGCAGGAGGUCUAUUUGUCAUGGAUAAGGAAUACUUUGAGCAGCUGGGAAAGUAUGACAUGAUGAUGGAUGUGUGGGGAGGCGAAAACCUUGAGAUCUCAUUUCGUGUGUGGCAGUGUGGUGGCAGUCUGGAGAUCAUCCCCUGCAGCAGAGUUGGCCACGUCUUCAGAAAGCAACAUCCCUACACCUUCCCAGGGGGCAGCGGGACUGUCUUUGCGAGGAAUACAAGGAGAGCAGCAGAGGUGUGGAUGGAUGAGUAUAAAAACUUCUACUACGCCGCUGUCCCCUCAGCGAGGAAUGUCCCCUAUGGAAAUAUCCAGAGUCGUUUGGAGAUGAAGAAGAGAUUAGGCUGUAAGCCAUUUAAAUGGUACCUGGAGAAUGUCUACCCUGAACUGAGGGUCCCAGAUCACCAGGACAUAGCGUUUGGAGCCUUGCAGCAGGGAGGAAACUGUUUGGACACCUUGGGUCAUUUUGCUGACGGGGUAGUGGGCGUCUAUGAAUGCCACAAUGCAGGGGGAAACCAGGUAGCGUUACCGCGGCGAUACACGCAGGAAUGGGCCCUGACCAAGGAUAAGUCAGUUAAACACAUGGACUUGUGUCUGACUGUGGUGGACAGAACAUCCGGCUCACUCAUCAAACUACAAGGUUGUCGAGAGAAUGACAGCAGACAGAAAUGGGAGCAGAUUGAAUCCAACUCGAAGCUCCGUCACGUGGGCAGUAACCUCUGUCUGGACAGCCGCAGUGCCAGGAUGGGUGGACUCACUGUGGAGGUCUGCAGCCCGAGCCUCAACCAGCAGUGGAAGUUCACCCUCAAUUUGCAAUCAUAGGGGGCGCUACAGACCCCAGGUAGCAUUGGAUCUUGGAUAGAGACACCAACAGACUCUUGAGACGCGGGUAAAAAAAAAAGAAAAAAAGAUGGACUUAAGGAGAAAGAUGAAAUACAAUGGAUACAUGGAUGCUUUUUGCUCCUCCUCCUCCUCCUCAGAAGUGCAGCCAGUCCUGUCUGCACCCCUCUCCUCCACCUCACCCUUCCCAAAAAAAAAAAACCAAACAAAAAAGCAAAACAAGCCGUGACCCAAUUUGGGGGGGAGGGGCUUGCAGACCAUACUGGAGUUAACAGGAAUCUGACUGUGUUUGAUGGAUGGCGACAGUGAUGAUCAUGAUAAGGAUAAAAGCGAUGAAGAGGCUUUCCAUCCAAACUACAUACCUCAGUGUUUUUUCAUUGAUGGUUCCAGAGGCAAAUGAUGAGUGAAUUCUUUUUGUUCUCUUACUUUUUUCGAUGCUGGUGAAAUAGAACUCUUUGACAUUUUGACUUUGUAAUUAUUUUAUUUUCUUAUUAAUAUUUUUUUAUUUCUUGCUCUUAAUUCUCCACAGUGGUUCACGGGAGCUUUUUUUUAUUUUUUAUUUUUUGGUCUUGAAAGAAUCAGAUGUUGGACAUUGGUGUUGUUGCUCUGCUCCAGUGCUCUCUUUUGAGUUAGAGCCUGUGGUAAAGGUUUGGGUGUAGAGUGAUGCGGAGGGAGGAAAUGGACUCUGUUCCUCGAGCUUUUCCUCUCGUUUACUUUCAUUGGUUUACUGGAUCAACAGAGAAAAGAAAACUAGGAGAAUGGUGUCUGUACUUUUUUGUUUUCUAUACGCUUUUUCCUACAGAUUGUGUCUUGGGGAG